UAGGAAAGAUAUUGUCAGGCUUGAAAGGGUUUGGAGAAGAUAUACAAGGAUGUUGCCAGGACUAGAAGGUCUGAGCUAUAGGGAUAGGUUGAAUAGGCUGGGUCUCUAUUCCUUGGAGCGCAGGAGGAUGAGGGGAGAUCUUGUAGAGGUGUAAAAAAAUCAUGAGAGGAAUACAUUGGGUAAAUGAAUAUGGAUUUAUGAUUAUUUAUGUGUGUGUGUGUGUGUGUAUAUAUAUAUAUAUCAAUGGUAUAUGGACACACUGAUCUGAUCUGUAUUUAUGCCUACAAUAUUCUGUUGUGCUGCAGCAAGCAAGUAUUUCAUUGUCCUAUCUGGGACACAUGACAAUAAAACUCUCUUGACUUGACUUGACUUGGACUGGUGGCAGGCAGGUGGGACUGGUGUAGCUGGGCCAUUUUGGGCGGUGUGGGCAAGUUGGGCCAAAGGGCCUGUUUCUACAUUGUAUCACUCUAUGACUCUCUAUAUACCUACAAUAUAGUAAUGGAAACUGGAAAUGUUAAAUGAUGUCGCGUUUCAGAGCUUCAACUUGCGAUGCUUAAUUCUGUGGGCCAUGUACCACUUCUCCAAAUUAAUAUUUCACAAAUCUUCUACAGGUUCCACCAACGCCAAUGGACAUUUCAAUGUGUUCGCCUGAGCUCUAUGAUGCCUUCUCUGUAGAGAUCCUUCCUGUUGAAGAUGUUGAUAUAAAGGACGGCAAUGAUAUAGUGAACUGCAGUGAAUAUGUUAAAGAUAUAUUCAAGUAUUUGCGGCAACUGGAGGUUGAUCAGGCAGUAAGACCAGACUACCUGACAGGACAGGGGAUCACAGGACCCAUGCGCGCUGUCUUAAUAGACUGGCUCGUGCAAGUCCAAGUGAACUUCAAGCUUCUUCCAGAAAGCCUGUACAUGACUGUGUCCAUCAUUGACAGAUUUCUCCAGGAUAACCCGGUAACCAAGAAGAAUCUGCAACUUGUUGGCGUGACGGCAAUGUUUGUUGCUUGCAAAUAUGAAGAGAUUUUUCCUCCAGUAAUUGGAGACUUUGUAGUCAUCACAGACAACGCUUACACCUGCGCACAAAUCCGUCAAAUGGAGAGGUGCAUACUGAAGAAGCUCGACUUUUCCCUUGGCAAACCUCUUCCACUGCAUUUCCUCAGAAGAGCAUCGAAAGUUGCAGAUUCCAGCACAGAACAACAUGCUCUUGCUAAAUACUUGAUGGAGCUGACAAUGGGGGAUUACGACAUGGUCCAUUAUCCUCCGUCCCUGAUUGCUGCUGCCGCCUUCCAUCUCGCUCAGAAACUCCUCCACUCUGGUGAAUGGACUCCCCUCUUGCAGUAUUACCUCUUGUAUGAAGAAGAGGAUCUUCUACCAGUUAUGCAACACAUAGCAAAAAAUGUUGUGCAAGUCACCAACUGCCGCACCAGGCACAUGACUGUGAAGAACAAGUAUGCUAGGAAGAAUGAACUGAGGAUCAGCACUAUCUUGCAACUGACGUCAGUCCUGAUUCUUAAAUUGUCAAAUGCAUGUUGUCAUUAAAAUGAAGUGUAUUGCCUGCCCUACUUGACUUAAUGCUGCUACUGUUUUAACCUGUAAGUUAUUGUUUAACCUGUAAUUUAUCUCUUUUAAUUAAUAAAGGAUUUAUUUUCCUUGUGCUUCGUCCCUUUCGAUCUCUCAUUUGCACACCUUGCCCUUCCAUAUCUCUCGUUUCCCUCUCCCAUGACUCUGUCUGAAGGGUCCC
Leucoraja erinaceus (little skate) is the source of this 1731-nucleotide messenger RNA. RefSeq names its product G2/mitotic-specific cyclin-B1-like. Gene Ontology annotation, cellular component: cytoplasm; nucleus; cyclin B1-CDK1 complex. The transcript has 6 exons. The coding region runs from base 627 to 1529 and encodes 300 amino acids. The record is from RefSeq and is a predicted model, not a curated record. Gene Ontology annotation, molecular function: cyclin-dependent protein serine/threonine kinase regulator activity. Gene Ontology annotation, biological process: regulation of cyclin-dependent protein serine/threonine kinase activity; mitotic metaphase chromosome alignment; mitotic cell cycle phase transition. NCBI's taxonomy places the organism in Eukaryota, Metazoa, Chordata, Chondrichthyes, Rajiformes, Rajidae.